CGAGUCGCGGUGCCGGUGUCUCAAAACGCGCGCGGCCUUGCUCCACACGAUACCUAUUCGUUAUUAGAAAUAUUACGCAAUACCAAGUGACAAAGAUAUAUAUAUAUAUAUCUUAAAAGUUAAUUUUAUUCUUAAUAAGUACUGUGUAAUUAUUAUAAUGAGUGAGAUACGACAAAGAAAGUUAAAAGAUGAUACCUCAAACUCACAUAUCAAUGUAAGAAGAAGCCUGAAGCAGCCACGGAGAUUCAAAAAGGUCUUCAUUUUUUUGAUAGCUUUAGGACUAUGCGGCACAUAUUUAUUGGGUCUUUUCGCGGGCCAGACACAGUGGUUCGAUGGCAUCGCGAAGAGUCUCGGUUAUGAGAGCGUCACCCACCACGCUGUCAUCAUUGACGCUGGAUCUUCAGGGUCCAGGGUUCUAGCUUAUAAGUUCAGGGUGCCAUUCACAGUAUUUGGUCAAACCAGCCUAGAUCUAGUAGAUGAAUAUUUCGAAGAAAGCAAGCCGGGACUUUCUUCUUAUGUCGACGACCCUAAAAAGGGUGCCAAUACGAUAGUCCAAUUGAUAAAAAAGGCGGAAUUUCUCACCCCGGUAGACAAGCGUCGCUCUACGCCCGUUAUAGUUCGGGCUACGGCCGGUUUGAGGCUCCUACCAGCUGAUAAAGCCAAGCAACUUGUACAAGAAGUCGCCGAUGCAAUAGCCAAACUCGGCUAUGAUGUGGGACCGAACAGUGUUGAAAUAAUGGACGGAUCCGAUGAAGGAAUCUUCAUUUGGUACACCGUUAACUUAUUACAUAAUCUGAUAGGAGGAGAGACUAUGGCUGCUUUGGACCUUGGUGGCGGUUCGACUCAGAUAACCUUCCAACUGAGUGAUGAAGAUACAAAACUGUAUCCGGCAGCUGAUCAGUUCGUGGUACCAGCUGGGGAUAACAUCACCUUAUAUACUCACAGUUACUUGAACUUGGGUCUUCUGGCGGCUAGACAUGGGGUAUUUAAACAGGAGGCAGGCGAUAAUGACACGAAUGAGUUUGUCUCAGUGUGCGUUGACCCUAUCGUACAAAAAGAGAAAUGGACGUAUGCUAACAAACAGUAUAUUAUUAGUGGCGCCCCCCGGCCCGAAGGCAUGAAGCGUGAAGCGGUGUACAAGCGAUGUCACGCGGCUGUCACACGAUAUGUGGAGCGGACACUGGACUGGGUCCCGCGUCGUGCUCCAAGUGGAAGCGUCGCAGCCAUGAGUUAUUUCUAUGACGUGGCCGCCGAUGCUGGACUCAUAGACGUAAUGACGGGUGGGCAAGUGUCAGUGAGUGCGUACCGUUCGGCGGCGAGAAGAGCGUGCUCCGCGUCCAACGUGGAACAGCCAUGGGCCUGCAUCGACCUGGUGUAUAUGGUCGCCUUAUUGCAUGAUGCCUAUAAGAUCCGCGAUGAGGAACCUAUUUCGCUGUUUAAGAAAGUGAAUGGUCACGAAGUGUCGUGGGCUUUGGGGCUCGCGUACACCACGGUUAUGAACAAAAUAACAACGGCGCCGGCUGCUUAGUGAAAACUUAUUAUAUAUUAAAUGUACCAAGUUUUAUCUUUACAAAAUAAUUAUUUUAUAUUUAUAAUUGAUAUAUGACAUAACUAUAGAGUGAUAUUUUGAUCCAAAACCAAAACAUUAUAAACUAUUUAAUGACAGACUUUAGUUUAUUAUGACAAUUGUGACAGUGACAGGUUAUUUGACAGAUUUAGACAAGUGUGAAACGCCUUACAGUGCCACAUAGUUUUUUUUUAUAUUAUGGCAAUAGUUUUGACUUUAUGCCAGUUUCAAGUAAAAGGCUGGGAAACUACACGCGAGAAAGCCACAUAGUUGUAUUGCCAGUAAAUAAAAAUAACAAUUAUAAGGGGAGUAAUUGGAAGUCAUGCAGGCUAACUUAAUAAUUUAUUGAAAUGUCUUAAUAAAGCAAUAUAUACCUAGAAAAUACAGUUCUGGGCUUAAAUAUAUGUGACUCAAACAUAGGAUCAACUAAUAUGAUAGGUUUUGUUACGUGUACUAUUAAUAUAACAUCUUUUCAAAUACCUAGCAAUCAGAGCCGUUCGAUAAUUAAAACAUUUUAAUUAAUAAUGCAAGGAAUAAAAGUACAAUGCAUUUAUUUUCAUUGCUUGCUAUUAUUAGGAUUUUUAUUAGAUAGUAAAAUUUUAUGUCACCAUUUUGAGAUCGCGUUAGAAAACUUCCAUUACCAAUAAAAGUCUGUGGCACUAUGCAAUGUAAUUGAUUAUGAUUUUAUCGAAAUAGAUGUAUAAAAAUAAUACCGUUAUUAAGUGUUUACGAAUUCUCAUCGUCAAAUGGUAAUCGGUUCACGUUUUAAACGUAUUUUUGAGAACUUGGUACAUUUAGUUAAGACUUCCAAUUUUGUAUAAUAUUUUGCACCCUACUUUAAGUAAUGCAAGCGGCCUUUUGGUUUAAAUACAUUAAUUUUUAUAUGCAAUAUACAUUUUUUUUUAAAUGGUUGUGUGAAUUUUUGACAAUUAUACACCCGCAAGAGAUUUUAAACUUUUUGAGUUGAGUUCAAAGGGACGUAUAAUAUUUGUUUAACGGAUAUAACGAUUUUAGUUAAGCUUCGAGACGGCGCCUACUUUGACUCCCGUCUGUCAAACUUAGCGCUUGAAGAUUUGAAGAUUUUAAACUUUGACUUCAAGGAAAAAUUUAUACAAUAUUUUAAGUUUUUGUGUAAUUUGAAGUAAUACACUGAAUACUGUUUUUAUUAAUUUAAUACUCAUGUCAAUGAAGAAUUGAAUUUAGAGAUUCUGAUAAGACAAAACCCGGCUUCAUCAAAAUAACGUAAUUGCUACGCGUCGUACAUUCCCUACAUUUUUGACAGCUAAACUUGUUUUGGAUGAACCUUAGAGGCUAGUGCCUGAUGAGUCUCAGGACAGGAGUACUAGAAUUUAUUUUUCUUGAUUAAUAUUUAGCAAUAAGAAUUUUACAAAAUAAAAGACAUUUUUACUCAGUUAUUAUAUUGACAUUUUAACAAACAAUAAUUGUUAGUGAAUUUUUCGUUUGACGUAGUACUGAGCGUGUUCGUCGUUACUAGGUACACCAAUAAAAUUGAAACGAAAUAUAUAAAACGGUACGGGAAAGUAUUACUGGUACUACGACCUAGAAUGAUUAUCAAAAACAGAAUCCUUACCUAAAACCUACCAUAAUGUGGUGUAAAGUACUGGAAAGUGGAAAAUAAUAUUAAUAAUAACGCGUAAUUCAAUCCCCGCCCCGCAUCGUAAUGUUUUACAAGAGGACCCCCCAAAUUCGUUACGUAAUACUUGAACGCUCCCUAAUCAGACGUAAUACUUGCCAAUGGAUUGGAGGUUUGAACAGAGAUUAUUAUAAUUCUAAAUUGAAAAGUUUUUGCUGAACCGUUUUGAUAUGCCCUUUAACAUAUAUGAAAUGGAAUAAUUAUAUUUGUAAAAUAAUUUUUAUGGGAAUUAAACAUUUUUGACACGUUGUCAAGCUUUGUGCACUUCGCGAUUUUGUAACGGGUAUGUUAAAUACAAAAUGUACAAAAAUUUAAUAAAUGUUGAAUAUUUAAUAUUUA
Molecule: messenger RNA, 3560 nt
Organism: Pieris brassicae (large cabbage white)
Lineage: Eukaryota; Metazoa; Arthropoda; Insecta; Lepidoptera; Pieridae
Gene: NTPase
Product: ectonucleoside triphosphate diphosphohydrolase 5
Exons: 11
Coding region: 158-1528 (456 amino acids)
Biological process (GO): nucleoside diphosphate catabolic process
Cellular component (GO): membrane
Molecular function (GO): UDP phosphatase activity; GDP phosphatase activity
Source: RefSeq, a predicted model, not a curated record